Messenger RNA from Cotesia glomerata, 1194 nucleotides. Its product is annotated as putative ankyrin repeat protein RF_0381. Bases 1 to 1194 code for a protein of 397 amino acids. Lineage: Eukaryota; Metazoa; Arthropoda; Insecta; Hymenoptera; Braconidae. The transcript has 2 exons. Gene Ontology annotation, molecular function: protein binding. The record is from RefSeq and is a predicted model, not a curated record.
AUGGCAGUGAACAGUUGUGGUUUAAGUAACAUCCAGCAGUUAAUAGAGUGUGGACAUUUGAAUGUUAACUCAAUAUUUUUUUUGGAUCAGUACAAACAAAUGAGUAUCCUUCAGUUUGCAAUCUUGAACUCAUACGACGAUCUCAUCGACUAUUUAUUGAAAAAUCACGUUGAUUUAAACGCCAGCACUGACUUUUUUUGGACGGCGCUCCACGUGGCGAUCGAAGAAAAGAAGCUUGACGUCGUGCAGAAAUUAGUAUUUUUCGGAGCUGACAUCAACAUAUUGCCAAACCAUCGUGCAGCUCAGCCACCACUUCACCAAGCCAUUCAAAGUGGUACCUAUGACAUCACCGAGUUUCUAGUGAAGUCAGGAGCCGACGUAAACUUCAUACCUUAUAAAGUUGAUUUAUCAUCAUUGGGGUGGUGCAGCUGGUCUCCUUUAAACUUGGCAAUUUCAUUAAUGAAUAUUCCUGUGAUUGAAUUGCUAUUGAAGCACAACGCCAUCAUCGAUCAAGGAUCUAGCGAACUACGCUCUUCUCUACAACUAGCUCUAUUAUCACACACCAACAGUAUUGAAAUUUUCCAAAUUCUGGAGAAGUUUGGAGCGAAGUUCGAAAUAAUCAAGGACGGAAAAUACACUUUAGAGUUUCUUACAGCUGUGGGCCGAGAUAACAUAGAAAUUUUCAACCUUUUUGUUAAAAAGUGUGACAAUUUUUUGGACAUUUCUAAUCGGGUCGGUGAUACCAUAGCUCAUGAAGCUGUAUUGUUAUGCAGUCAAAAUAUUUUACGAUAUUUACUGGACUGUGGGAUAAAUGUUAAUGUGGUUAAUAUCGAGGAUAAUGAAAGUUUUCUUGAUGUCGCGAAAGCAAUGAAUGAAACUUACGCGACUUAUGAAACAGAUGAUUUUUCGAUAAUAGUAAAAAUGAUCAAAAAGCACAUUAUUAAGUUAUCUGCAGCUGGUUUAUAUGUUAACACAAAGAAUUCAAAAGCUGUAAAUAGUAGGCAUUUUAGAUCGUUCCGUGAGAAGUGCGUGAAGGAAAUAAGUGAACUGAAAAUCAGGAAAAUAAGCGACACAAAUUUUAAUUAUUUCGAUGUAGUAGUUAAAAAUGUACAUAGAUUAGCUGUCGGAUUAAGACAUUCAGACUUUUGUUUUAUUGAAGACAAAAUAUUAACUGAAUUUCAAGCGUUGGAGUAA